AUGCUGGCGCUGGGAAACAGGCUCGUCUUGAUGAUCUCAGAGGUCUUUUCCAGCCUCAACGAUUCCGUUCUCUUGGUGCUGAGGCUCUUUUACCUGGUGAUCCCAGCUGCAGGGCAACCCAAAGCAUCUUCGAAGUGUUCAAAGGAGUGCCCCAACUUUACAGAGCAGAAAGUAUCGGCAAAUCGGAUAAAGAGCUACUCCAAGACUGACCCUCAGUGCAUAAAACCAGCCAUCAUACUUACCACUCUGAAGUCCCUCGAGAUCUGUGCAAAUCCAGAGGAAGACUGGGUGAGGAACAUCAUGGCGAAACUGGACAAGGAAAAGGCCACGGCCUCCCCGCUUCCCCGUGACUCCACCCCAGCAGCAGCACCAGAAGCCCCCGGUGGUUUUCAGAAACAGGUUGGUCUUACACAAACAGCCCCAACUCCUUUCCUCCAAGCCACUGGCACAACAGUUUUGGAGAGAAUAGAUGAUCCUGCUGCCAGGACGGAGGUGUCCAACAAGUCCAUGCAGAACACCACCCAGCUCACUUCUGCCAGCUCUGAAGGCGCUCCGGAAGCAAACAGAGAUUCCUUAAAACCUCCUGCACCUUCAGGUUUUGCAGCAGGCAUGGUCUCCAGCCAGCCCACCCCGUAUCCCAAGGCUCUUGUGCAUGGUUUUGACCCCACCGUAGGACCUACAGAAGAACCUGCAGGGCGUACUGCAACUGCUAAGACUGAGGUUCAAGUCAUGAGUUCUCCUACGGCCAUUACUAAAGGAUCAGACCAUCCUGUGCAUCCUACAAACGAAUGCCUGAACUCUACAAGUGCACCAGGUGCUGCUUCUAGUGGGUUUAGUUCAGAUGUCCCCCCUAGCCUGGACAGCAUGGAAAUUGCCACAGCCACACCGGUUCCACCAGAGGUUACUGAAGUUUCUACUCUAAGCUCCACAAAUGUCAGAGAUGAUGGUUCUUCUGACCAUACCAGCAGGGCUGUGAAUCCCUCCGCAGAUGCUUUUGGUACCAAAACAUUCGAUUAUUCAUCACCGGUAGGAAAGCAAGAGCCUCCAGGUCUGUUAAACUUCACUGCUCCAGCAUUCUCAGGCCAAGGGCGAGUGCAGAUGAUUACGGAGGGACCAAACGAUCUGCCCCUUCCUAGCUCGUUGUCCAAACGUGAAAUGCACUUGGUCAUCCCGGUGGCUGUGGUAGGUGGUCUCAUGGUUUGCACCGUUGCUGUCGUAUGGCUGUAUCUGAAAUUUGGCAUCAAAACAGAAGACAUGUCAAGAGAAAUGGUACAGGGCUUGCUCUACCAGAAGGAGGCACAUCCCAACAACGCCUAUCCAAUGGGCAUUGUCUGA
This is a messenger RNA of Apaloderma vittatum (bar-tailed trogon), 1335 nucleotides long. RefSeq names its product chemokine (C-X3-C motif) ligand 1 (gene CX3CL1). The transcript has 4 exons. Gene Ontology annotation, cellular component: extracellular region. The record is from RefSeq and is a predicted model, not a curated record. The coding region runs from base 1 to 1335 and encodes 444 amino acids. Gene Ontology annotation, biological process: neutrophil chemotaxis; cellular response to tumor necrosis factor; lymphocyte chemotaxis. NCBI's taxonomy places the organism in Eukaryota, Metazoa, Chordata, Aves, Trogoniformes, Trogonidae. Gene Ontology annotation, molecular function: chemokine activity; CCR chemokine receptor binding.